AUGCGGAAUCUCAAACUGAGUAUUACUUAUAAAAUUCGAUGAAAUUAGAUACCCACAAAAAUUUAAUCUAUGAACAACUCUAAAUUUUAUAUUUUAAUUAAUUAGUUAUAUAGAUGAAUUCAAUUAAUGUAUAUUCUGCAUAAAAAUUCUGACUCUGAAAAUUGUUAAACCGUUGCAAUCCCUAAAUUUCAUGAAUUAGCAUCCGAUUCCAGCCCUACCUUAAGUUAUAAGCACGAGAAAUAUCACAUCAAUACCACUUUAUUCACAUGUAAAAACCAUAUCCACGAGGACUAUGCUCUCUCCAUACAUCAUCAUUCAUCAACCUAAUCAUAACAUUUAACGAUCCUCAUCACAUCAAAUUUAAAUACUCUCUUAUUUUCAGAUCUUCUAUUUUGCACAUAAUGAAGCAGAAGAUUAGAGUCAUUCAAAUUACAAUAUUGCCCUCUCUUCUUCUUCUUCUGUCUCUCCUCUCCUUCUAUCUCCAACUAAAAUCUCUUCUACUAUCCCCAUCCGUUUACUCCUCUUCGACAUUAAAUCAAACACAUUCCGUGCAAACCAAAUUUAGCAUCUUAAUUGGAAUCUUAACCCGCCCAGAAAAAUCCGAUCGUCGCCACUUCCUUCGCCUUGUCUAUGGAAUCCAAUCAUCACCCAUAGCUGAUAUAGAUGUAAAAUUUGUAUUCUGCAACCUCACAAAGCAUGAGCAGAGGGUGUUUAUAGCAUUAGAAAUCCUUCGCUUCAACGACAUUAUCAUCUUAAAUUGCACAGAGAAUAUGAACAAUGGCAAGACCUACACCUACUUCUCUUCACUCCCACAAAUCCUUCCAAAACCUUACACAUAUGUAAUGAAAGCUGAUGAUGAUGUCUUCAUUAGGCUCACCCCAUUAUCUCUCUCUCUAAACCCACUUCCAAGGCUGGAUUUGUACUAUGGUUUUGUGAUUCCGUGCAGCAGCAAGAACCCAUUUGUGGAUUACAUGUCAGGAAUGGGAUUUUUGUUGUCCUGGGAUCUUGUUGAGUGGAUUGGGAGAUCUGGGAUCCCUGCAAAGGAGACGCAAGGGCCAGAGGAUAAGUUGGUUGGGAAAUGGUUGAAGAUUGGAAACAAAGCAAAGAAUCGAUUUUCUGAUAAGCCUGCAAUGUAUGAUUAUCCAGGAACAAAUGGAAGGUGCUCCCAUGAGCUUAUACCAGAAACUGUGGCAGUUCAUAGGCUUAAGAGAUGGGAUCAAUGGCUUCAUGUUCUUGAAUUUUUUAAUGUCACUAAACAACUUAACAACUCCGAGUUUUUUCAUUUAUGAGAUUUUUUGUCCAUAGAAAUUUGGGCCAUGAGAUUCCCAAUCUAGUGAAUGUUAGGCCCAUUUAUGAUAUCAUCGGCUCAUUCGUCAUUUC
Manihot esculenta (cassava) is the source of this 1380-nucleotide messenger RNA. Its product is annotated as beta-1,3-galactosyltransferase sqv-2. Gene Ontology annotation, molecular function: hexosyltransferase activity. Bases 402 to 1289 code for a protein of 295 amino acids. The record is from RefSeq and is a predicted model, not a curated record. Gene Ontology annotation, cellular component: Golgi membrane. NCBI's taxonomy places the organism in Eukaryota, Viridiplantae, Streptophyta, Magnoliopsida, Malpighiales, Euphorbiaceae. The transcript has a single exon.